Messenger RNA from Trichomonas vaginalis G3, 967 nucleotides. Its product is annotated as protein of unknown function, DUF4106 family. Lineage: Eukaryota; Parabasalia; Trichomonadida; Trichomonadidae. The record is from RefSeq and is a predicted model, not a curated record. The transcript has a single exon. The annotation marks the transcript as partial.
AUGCCACGUAAGCUACGUAAGAAUAUACGUAAGAGGAAGAGAGCAUUGAAACAUCCAAUAGUAAAACUGACACCACAACAACAGUUGCAACAACAAAUGCUGAAUGACCCCACUAUGUUGCAACAAAUGUCAAGCAAUCCUAUGCUUUUAAACCGAGUCAUUGGUGCACAGAGUGGAGGUUUAAGAGCGGCACUUUUAGCGAAAAUGGCAGGCUAUGGUGGAGCUGCAGACGGAACAGCUUAUAACCCUCAAAGUCAAAUGAAUUUGAGUUCACUCAAAAAUCAAAUAACAGAUGUCAAAAAGUCAAACAUAGACAUACAGAAACAAAUAAGCGAAAACGAAAAGAAACUAGAAUAUGACAGACAGACAAAGAAACUCAAUGAGUUAAACGUAGAGAAAAAGAAGAAAGAAGAACAACUGAAAGAACUAAGUACAGAGGAAUAUGCGAAAAAAGUGUCAGAAAAAGCAGCAGAAGUAGCAAAAAUGGAACAAGAUGUCAUAAAUUUGAAAAACCAUACUACUCAAUAUAAAAUACUGAAAGAUGAAGAGAUAAAACAAAAAGCCCUGAAGACAUAUAUGGAUAGCGAUGAGUAUAAAAAAGAAGUUGAAGCAAAUGUAAAGGCAGAAAAACUUUUACAGUUGCAAAACCAAACCGUACAGUAUGAAAACUUAGCACAAGAAAGUAAAAAUAACGACGCAGCCAUGCAAAAGGCAAUGAAAAGUGCAGAAUAUAUAAAAGCUAACAAUGACUGGUUAGAUGCCCAAGCCAACGCUAAAGCAGCCCAACUCAUAGGGUCAAUAAGGACAAAAAUACAAGCGGAUGAAGAUAGUUCAAAUGAAGCUUUAACAAAUGCUGACUUUAAGAACGCUUUCGAAGCUCUUCAUAGUAAGGUGAAACAAGUGAACGACUUCUCAUCUGGAAAGAAACUGAAGUCUGAAGGUUUCGACAAAGAGUUAAAAGAAGUAG